Mya arenaria is the source of this 553-nucleotide messenger RNA. Its product is annotated as putative protein TPRXL. The transcript has 3 exons. NCBI's taxonomy places the organism in Eukaryota, Metazoa, Mollusca, Bivalvia, Myida, Myidae. The record is from RefSeq and is a predicted model, not a curated record. Bases 107 to 553 code for a protein of 148 amino acids.
CAUACUUUAUUUUAGAAAAAGCAUCCAUUUUCGCGACACGUUCAUUGAGUGGUGGCUCCAAGGUUUGAAUUGAUUCAGAUUGGAAGGAAAUUUAGAAAUUGUAGCCAUGUCCAAAGCAAAUACUCAACCGAAAUACAAUUUAGGUCUGUUAGAGACGCCAGCUACAGCAGACCAGAGUGAAAUAUCCACUAUUGAUGGAUCUAUGAUAGAGUCAGAUACAAGUUCUACCCAUGGUCGCCAUGUUUCACCUUGGUCAUCAUCGAAAAGGGUAUCAUCAUCAGGUCCUACGAACUACAGCAACCUAACCUCAGGUGGCAGUGUGAGUACUUUGGACAGAAGAGCUAGAUAUAGCACAGGUCCUUAUAGCAGUUUGAGCAGUGGAGGUUGCAGUUCAAGCUUCAAUGCCACACCAUCCUCCAACAGGACCCCUCGGGUAUCUAGUUCCUCUCGUACGUUCGGUUCCCGGCGCACACCUCACACCGGGGGAAGCAGUGCAGCAACUCCAGGGCCUACCACUCCUGCUGUUAACUGCACAACACUUGUUGGUUUGUAG